Molecule: messenger RNA, 1590 nt
Organism: Musa acuminata subsp. malaccensis (wild Malaysian banana)
Lineage: Eukaryota; Viridiplantae; Streptophyta; Magnoliopsida; Zingiberales; Musaceae
Product: rubisco accumulation factor 1, chloroplastic-like
Cellular component (GO): chloroplast
Source: RefSeq, a predicted model, not a curated record
CCCCUUCUCCCUCGCCAACACCACUCGCUCCCUCUUCCCUCUCCCUUCACCUCCUCGCUUCCCCCGUCGCCUGUCCAUGGCACUGCUCUCAGUGGCGACCCCUCUCAAGGCCAAGCAUGUGCCCCUCCUCGUCGCCACCUCCCGUCCCAGUUUGAUCCUCCGCCGCCGCCUCUCUCUUCCGAAGCCGGCGUCUCCCCGCCGGUGCGGCCGGGUCUACGCCUCCAUGCUGCCCACCCCGCCGCCGUACCCUCCGCCGCCAGGCGAGCAGGUGUACCAGCCCUUUCGCCCCCCGCCCUCCCCGCUGCCGGCCAAGUACCGCUCCCUGGGCACCGCCGAGCGGCUCGAGAUCCUCCGCGAUCGCCUCGGAUUGUGGCACGAGUACGCCCCGCUCAUCUCCAGCCUCGGCCACGACGGCUUCAACCCGCCCUCCAUCGAGGAGGUCACCGGCAUCUCCGGCGUCGACCAGAACCGCCUCAUCGUCGCCGUGCAGGUCCGCGACUCCCUCGUCUCAUCCUCCUUCGACCCCGAGUUGCUCGCGUUCUUCGACGCUGGCGGUGGCGCCGACCUCCUCUACGAGCUCCGCCUCCUCAACGCCGCCCAGCGUGCCGCCGCCGCCUACCGCGUCAUCGAGCACCGCCUCGAUCCAAAGGCGGCCCAGGAGCUGGCGCGGGCCAUGAAGGACUUCCCCCGCCGGAGGGGGGACGUUGGCUGGGACCGCUUCUCUGCCGCCUCCCCGGGUGACUGCCUCGCCUACACCCACUUCCGCCUCAGCCGGGAGACGAUGUCCCCUGCCGAGCGGAUGGCGUCGCUCGAUCGGGCGGUGGAGGCGGCGGAGACGGACGAGGCGAGGAAGCGGAUCGAGGAGGAGAUCGAGCGGGCGUCCCGCCAAGGCGAAGGAGGAGCCGUGGCGGCCGUCGAAGAGGCGGAGGAGCUGAGGGUGACGGUGCCGGUGGUUCGACUGAGGUACGGGGAGGUAGCGGAGGCGUCGACAGUGGUGCUGCUACCGGUGUGCCGGGCGGAGGAGGGGGAGGAGGGGAUAGCAGCGGCGCCGGGGCGGUGCAGGGCGGAGGGAGAGCUGGGGGUGAUGGCGGCGGAGCGGGGGUGGGCGAGGUGGGUGGUGCUGCCAGGGUGGGGGCCGGUGGUGGCGGCGGGGAAUGGGGUGGCGGUGGAGUUCGUGGACGGGAGGGUGCUGCCGUGGAGGGGAAGCAGGGGUUGGGAGGAGGCGGUGCUGGUGGUGGCGGACCGGCGGAGACGGGAAGUGGGAGCUGAGGACGGAUACUACUUGGUGGGCGGCGAGGAAGAGGGGAGGGGGAAGGGUUUGGGGGUGGAGAGAGGGGGGAAGCUGAUGGGAAAGGGAGUGAAGGAGGCGUUGGGGACGGUGGUGUUGGUGGUGAGGCCACCCAGAGAGGAAGAGGAUGACAUGCUGCGCGACGAAGACUGGGACUGAAUUGCCAAUCGUAGGCAACGCCUCCCGUCUCGCUCUCUCUGUUUUUGUUUCCCGCCCCAAUAAAGGCUUAUCAUUUUGCCUUUUUUCAUUUGGAUUAGUGGAGCUGAGCAAAUUACAAUCGAAAGAAGAGAUUAAAUACCAAA